GUGCCUCACGUUAUCUUGCCCAGUCAAUGCUUCCCGUAGCCCCGGUGUGCGCUGUCUCUCCCGCGCGCGGGAACCGGAGCAGGACGAAAGGUUUUACCUGAAGCAACAAGAAAAGUCUCUGCGAUCCAACAAACAGGACGGUUUCCACCGAGACAAGAACUACCCUAUGAAAACUGGGGAAAAGAGAUGAAUGACAGUGAUCUGGUGAACGAGACGGUAGAGCUUUCUCCGCUGCUUCCUUGGGCGGAUGACAACGGCACCCUUCUGGAGUUGUCAACCGCCUCUGAGUUUCCCGUGAACCCGUGGGACAUCAUGCUGUGCCUCUCCGGCACCGUGAUCGCGUGCGAGAACGCACUCGUGGUGGCCAUCAUCUUCUACACUCCCACGCUGCGUGCGCCUAUGUUCGUGCUCAUCGGCAGCCUCGCAACUGCCGACCUGCUCGCGGGUGUGGGAUUAAUCCUCAACUUUGCGUUCCAGUACCUUACCUCAUCCGACACCGUGAGCCUCAUCACCGUCGGCUUCCUUGUGGCCUCGUUCACCGCGUCGGUCAGCAGCCUUCUCGCCAUUACGGUGGACCGUUAUUUUUCUCUCUACAACGCGCUCACUUACUUCUCCGAGAAGACUUUACACUGUGUGCAUCUGAUGGUGGCAUGCACGUGGGGCGUGUCUUUGUGCCUUGGACUGCUACCGGUGCUCGGUUGGAACUGUCUAGAGGAGCCUAGCACGUGCAGCAUCGUGCGCCCGCUCACUCGUCAGCACGUAACGCUGCUGGCCGCCUCGUUCUUCGUGGUGUUCGGGCUCAUGCUCAGCCUCUACUUCAAAAUCUGCAAGAUUGUGUGUCGCCACGCGCACCAGAUCGCUCUGCAGCAGCACUUUUUCAGCACCUCGCACCUCGUGGCCACCAAGAAAGGCGUCUCCACCCUGGCCAUCAUCUUGGGUACGUUUGGCGCGAGCUGGCUGCCCUUCGCCGUCUACUGCCUUGUGGGGAAGCCGGAGUACCCUUCCGUGUACACCUACGCCACCCUUCUUCCCGCCACCUACAACUCUAUGAUCAACCCCAUCAUAUAUGCCUACCGGAACACAGACAUCCAGCGUGCGCUCUCAGUACUUUUCUGCGGUUGUUUUCAAACGAACGCCUCUUGUCGUUCCCGGUCUCCCAGUGAGGUGUGACUUAGCCAUGUAUGUUUGACUGUCCCACGAGCUCUUUUACAGCAAAAAGUUUACUCUACGGUCCACUUUCUGCUAACUGUUGCCGAUUCAUGUAAACAUGUGACUCGCGUGCUAAAUGUCCGUUACACAUCUGCACUUUACCAUAAAAGAUAGGAGUCACCAGAACAAAUUAUCGUGUCCGAAUGAGAAAGAGACGAAGUGUGUAUAUGAUUGUGUGUAUGUAUGCGCACGCCAAACAAUGUACAUGUGUCAAAAAUGAAUGAAGAGAAGUUUGCACUUUACUGUGAUAUUUAAAAAAAAUGCCAAAGCAGUAUUGCAUAGGCCUUUGUGUUUGGUUGAAAAUACUUUGUACUUUGUCCAUUGUGUAUGGUUUUAUAUUUUGUAAAACUUGUCUAUGAUUGUAUAUUUUAUA
This is a messenger RNA of Alosa sapidissima (American shad), 1582 nucleotides long. Its product is annotated as G-protein coupled receptor 6. Gene Ontology annotation, cellular component: membrane. Bases 187 to 1170 code for a protein of 327 amino acids. The record is from RefSeq and is a predicted model, not a curated record. Gene Ontology annotation, molecular function: sphingosine-1-phosphate receptor activity. Gene Ontology annotation, biological process: G protein-coupled receptor signaling pathway. The transcript has 2 exons. Lineage: Eukaryota; Metazoa; Chordata; Actinopteri; Clupeiformes; Clupeidae.